GAGUGGCGGCGGUGCACGACGAGUCCCUCCUGCUGUGAAGGUGAGUGUGACGCCGGAGGAGGCGACGCCGUCUGCCGGGGGCUGACGGGGAACGUAAGUGAGGGAGGUCGUGAGGACGAGGACAGUGAGGGUGUGGGUGAGGCACCCCCUGGGUGCCACCCAGCCACUGACCCACCACCCCCACCACCAUUCAGUCCACCACCACCACGACCACAAGCUAUGGAGGGUCGUACCACUGCUGCUGCAACCAAGCUAGGACGCAUGUCUCCCUCUGUCUAUGUGGGAGGUGGCACCUUGGGAAGGGUCAGCCCAGGCCAUGACCUAGGUUAUCAUACCCUGGUCACAAGACAGACGCCCACACCCACCAGAGAUAGAACCACCCCCACCAGAGAUCGUACAACGCCCACAAGAGAUCGCACUACACCCUCUCCUUGGUCAGAUGUGCGAGCCUCGCCUUUCCCUGCUCUUGACCUUUCUGCUUUGUCAUCUUGUCCACGGUCAUCACCUCGGCCACAACUACCACAAGUACCUCCUCAGCAGCAACAGUCAACACCACAGCCACAACAACAGCUGGAAAGCACUGACCAGCUGUUGGCCACGUACAAAGGGAAACGGGUGUCUAGGUCAUCUCCAUUUGACAAACUCAGCGAUGAACUAGUAGUGCGAAUCCUGUCCUUUUUACCAACAAAUUCAGUAUGCCAGUGUGCUAGAGUGUGCAGACGGUGGUAUGUGCUAGCUUGGGAUCCACGUCUCUGGUCCACCAUCACUCUCACUAGUGAGGCCAUCCACGCUGACCGAGCAAUCAAGCAAAUCACCAGACUACUGGCCAGAGAUUCUGGUGGCUGUGUGCAUGUAGAGAAGGUAAUUCUGAACAGUUGUUCAAGAUUGUCAGAUCGAGGCUUGUCUCUAAUUGGCCGGCGGUGUCCUGAACUUCGGCACCUUGAGAUAAAAGGCUGUGUAAACGUCACCAAUAUUGGUAUAUUUGAACUUGUGACUCAGUGUGUCAAUCUAGAACAUCUUGAUGUCACAGGCUGUCAUCAGAUCACAUGUAUCCACCUGACACAACAGGGAACUGUGGAGCCUGAGCCCCUACAUUCUCGCCAGCUGUACCUCCAGUACCUCGACAUGACAGACUGUUAUGCCCUUGAGGAUCAAGGCCUCAAGGUUAUUGUAAAGAACUGUCCCCAGCUCCUUCACCUCUACCUCAGGAGAUGUAUUAAUAUCACAGAUAUGGGAGUGAAACACAUGGCCAGCUACUGCCUCAUGCUGCGUGAGGUGAGCGUUUCAGACUGUGUCCAAAUAACAGACUUUGGCAUGUAUGAGUUAGCCAAACUGGGACCUAACCUUCGCUACCUGAGUGUAGCAAAGUGUGACCAGAUCAGUGAUGCUGGCAUCAAACAGAUUGCUCGCCAUUGUUAUAAGUUGCGUUAUCUUAAUGUGCGAGGUUGUGAGGCUGUUAGUGAUGACUCAAUGGAAAUGGUGGCCAGAUCAUGCCCUAGACUAAGAGCACUUGAUAUUGGCAAAUGUGAUGUCACAGAUAAUGGAAUGAAGCUAAUAUCUGAGCACUGUCCCAACCUAAAGAAGCUUUCAGUGAAAUCGUGUGACAUGAUAACUGACCGGGGUGUCCAGUACAUAGCUUAUUAUUGCCGUGGUCUCCAGCAGCUCAACAUUCAGGAUUGUCAAGUGACAAUUGAGGGCUACAGGACAGUCAAAAAGUAUUGCCGACGUUGUAUCAUAGAGCACACUAACCCUGGCUUCUUUUAGUAUAGCUCAAGUGUGCAUGUACCUUGCCCAGUGUUGUGCCAGUGACUGCAGAAAAUAUCACUAGUGCCAAAUAUAGUGAGCCUGUGUAACUGAUGCUAAUAUGGACAAGACCCAGGUGCUAGUGCUAGUGGCCCUGUUUAUUGGGUCACAUAGCUCUGGGCAAGACAAGUGCCUACUCACCUGUGCCAAUUUUUGCAGUGCCAAAAUGGUGAGCUGAAUCCCUUGAGCAAACAAGCGUCUUAUUACUCCUCCAUGUACCAAAGUAAUGCUACCGUUGCCCAGAAGUAGCACCACUUGCUGCUUUUAUGCCUUGCAAACAUAUUGUUGUUUGCUAUCUUUUGUAAUUGCCUAGUAUGUACCUGUGUAAUACAUUAAUACAAUGUGCACCUUUAUAAUGUGCACAUAUAAUUAAUGUACAUUUUGCUGUGUACGUGCAGUUUUAUAACAAGUUUUGAAUAGUGGUGUGUAUGCAUUACACCAUAAAAAAAGAUUGAUCAUUUUGUAUACAAUACUGUGUAUGUUUGUUAAUAUAUACAGUACAGGAAAUGUGUGCCUUCCCCCAGGCUUCCUCUUUUCACCACUCAAUAUUGUGUGUUCAAACCUUUGCAUGUUGUUUGUUGGUUAUCUCUUAAGAUUAUUAUGAAUGACAUAUCCAUGAAACUUUUCCCAUUACAUUAAUAUGAAAUUCAAAUUUGCUUAAGUCUUUACAUCAUUGAGAUUUUCAGUCUUAUGUACCAUUUCUGUGUGAGCAUGUAUGAUCUUUUAGUUACUGUAGCCUGCUAAUUUUAUUGUAGGUUUUAACAUAGAUUGUAUUUCAGUGACUGAGUAAUUAAUGGACAACACAUUUAUCAUCAUCAUCCUUUUAUAUUGUUGAAUAAUUUAAUUCUCAGAACAGUCUUCUGUGAUCAGAUGAAUAAUUAUAUGAACAAACAAGCUCAUAAAAUGUG
Scylla paramamosain (green mud crab) is the source of this 2711-nucleotide messenger RNA. Its product is annotated as F-box/LRR-repeat protein 7-like. Gene Ontology annotation, molecular function: protein binding. Bases 220 to 1764 code for a protein of 514 amino acids. The record is from RefSeq and is a predicted model, not a curated record. Gene Ontology annotation, biological process: SCF-dependent proteasomal ubiquitin-dependent protein catabolic process. Lineage: Eukaryota; Metazoa; Arthropoda; Malacostraca; Decapoda; Portunidae. Gene Ontology annotation, cellular component: SCF ubiquitin ligase complex. The transcript has 6 exons.